This is a messenger RNA of Apis laboriosa (Himalayan honeybee), 5831 nucleotides long. RefSeq names its product kinesin-like protein Klp98A (gene Klp98A). The transcript is spliced from 16 exons. Gene Ontology annotation, biological process: microtubule-based movement. Gene Ontology annotation, molecular function: microtubule motor activity; phosphatidylinositol binding; ATP binding. The record is from RefSeq and is a predicted model, not a curated record. Lineage: Eukaryota; Metazoa; Arthropoda; Insecta; Hymenoptera; Apidae. The coding region runs from base 272 to 4255 and encodes 1327 amino acids.
GCAUGCGCAGAAACGCAAUUUUUUGCCUCGAACAGAGACUUGCCAGCAGUCGUCCGUCUGUCGAGAGCGUGUUGAGGAUGAUGUUGUUCGUCGUGCGUGAGGGUCGACGACGACGACAUUUCGUAGCACGGCGAGGCCCGUCAACGAUGUGUUGUCUACGUAGCAUUGUGAGAAACUUCGUGUUCGCGUAACGCGAGUUUAAAAACGAAACAAAAGUGAAAAAAUACGGUAUAACAUCUCUCAACUCAAAAUCCAUGCGUUCCAUUUAGCCAUGGCUUCAGUGAAGGUAGCCGUGAGAGUUCGUCCCUUUAACAAAAGGGAGCUGGCAAUGAAUGCAAAGAUGAUCGUACAAAUGGAUGGCAAGAAAACACGAAUUUUCAAUACCAAGACACCGGGUAGUUGCAGAGAAAUCGACAGGGAGAAAUAUAAAGAUUUCACAUUCGAUCAUUCCUAUUGGUCCUUUGAUACGAACGACGAUAACUAUGCAUCCCAGGAAGAGGUUUUCUAUGAUCUUGGUACGGACGUAAUAGAAAGUGCCUUCGAAGGUUAUAAUGCCUGCGUCUUUGCUUACGGCCAAACAGGGUCUGGGAAGACCUUUACUAUGAUGGGCACACCGGAAGCUCAAGGAUUGAUACCGCGGAUUUGUAAGACACUAUUUGCUAGAAUGGCUGCUGGUAAAGAGAGUGGAGCAUCGUAUAGAACCGAGGUAUCUUUCCUGGAAAUACACAAUGAAAGAGUAAGGGAUUUGCUAAGACUGGAUCAGUCACAGUCUCAUUCUCUCAGAGUGCGGGAACAUCCUAAAAGAGGACCUUAUGUCCAAGACCUGUCAAGCCACCUCGUAUAUGAUUAUUCAGACAUUCAGGAAUGCAUGGUGAGAGGUAAUACGCACAGAACUACAGCAAGCACAAACAUGAACGACGUGAGCAGUAGGAGUCACGCGAUUUUCACAAUUACAUUCGUGCAAGCUGGACUAUCCGAGGGUAACAUGCCAUCGGAAACUGUUUCCAAGGUGCAUCUUGUCGACUUGGCUGGAAGCGAACGUGCAAAUGCUACAGGUGCGACAGGCCAACGACUAAAAGAAGGUGCGCAUAUCAAUAAGUCACUGGUAACUUUAGGUUCUGUGAUAUCGGCGCUUGCGGAACUCAGUUCUACAGGCGAUGCGUCUUCUUCCUCUAAGCGUAAUGUCUUCAUACCUUAUCGAGAUAGUGUGUUGACAUGGUUGCUAAAGGAUUCGCUUGGUGGUAACUCUAAAACAAUUAUGAUAGCUGCUAUUAGUCCAGCCGAUUGUAAUUAUGGCGAGACUCUCAGUACGCUCAGAUACGCUAAUCGAGCGAAAAAUAUUAUUAAUAAACCAACUAUAAAUGAAGAUCCAAAUGUAAAAUUGAUCAGGGAACUCAGGGAAGAAAUACAAAAAUUGAAAUCCCUUAUUGGUAAAGAUAUGAGUGUUGAAAGACCACCACAAGUAUUGUUAGCUCAAAUUCAUGAAAAACAAGAACAGGAGAAAGUAUUGACAGAAGAAUGGACGGAAAAGUGGCGAGAAACGCAACAAAUUCUUCAAGAACAAAAAGCAUUAGGUCUUCGAAAAAGCGGCGUUGGUGUAGUCUUAGAUUCAGAGAUGCCACAUUUAGUAGGAAUUGACGAUGAUCUCCUCAGUACUGGUGUUACACUUUAUCAUCUUAAAGAGGGCAAGACAUUAGUAGGAACAGAAGAAGCACCAACCACGCAGGAUAUUGUAUUGACUGGUGUGGACGUCGAACCAGAACACUGCGUGGUAGAGUUAGAUAGUGGCGUGGCGACCCUUCAUCCCCUUUCUCUCCAUUGCUGGAUUAACACCGCUCAAGUAGAUAAACCAACACGACUAUCACAAGGUUGUAUUAUUCUUCUUGGGAGGAACAAUAUGUUUCGAUAUAACGAUCCAGCUGAAGCGGCGAAACUAAGAAAGGAAGGUGGAACGGGUAAUGGUAACUUACAAUCCACAGUCGUCAAUCUUUCAAGAUUGUCCCUCUUGAGUUGGAGUGUCUCGGAUUUGCAUGCUUCAUCCUCUAGCGAUAACCUUUUAAAUUCGAGCGAAGAUCUGCGAGCGCUCGAAGAACUGGAACAGCAAAAAGCUGCUCUUAUCAAGGAAAAAGAAGAUUUUAAGAGAGAACAGGAAGAAAGAGAAGAAAGAUGGGCCGCAAGAAGAGAAGCAUUGGAAGGAGCGCAGCGUGAGUUGGAACGUGAAUGGGGUGCCCAAUGGAAAGAGUGGGCAGAUGCCAUAGCAGCUCUCGAAUCUCGACAACGCGAGUUGCGCACGCGACGUCACAUCCUGGAACAAGAGCGACGGGACGAAAUGACGCAAGUAGAAAAUUUAUGUAGGGAAGUUGCCUCUCUGCGCACAACAUUGCAGUCCAAGCAUCGUCAGUUUCAAGAAUUCAUGAGCAAUCACGAACGUGCACAAAGAUUUCAUCAAUGGUGGGAGAAGACGGAUGACGGUGCUGGCAGUGACGGCAGUUUGCCAGAAUCUUGGUCAAGCUUGAACGAUGAUAAAUGUGUUGACGCGGUGAGAGAGCUUGUUAAUCAUCAUAAAAAAGAAUUAGCUGUUUUGGAAACUGAACUGCAAAAUAAGGUAAAGUCCCUUAAUGAACAUCAAUGCAAAGUGGAUAAAAUGGAAGAGGAGUUAAUUGAGAUAGCUAAAAAACAAAAAUAUAUGCUUAAUUUAGAGUUAGAGGGAGAAGGAAGUACAGAAAAAAAAUUAUUGCUCGCGAAACGAAGUCAGGAACAAUUGCAAGAGAUCUUAAGAAGAAAACAAAGUCUCUCGUUAAAUUUAAAGCGUGCAUUACCUGCUUUUUCAAAUGAUUGUUCUUUGAGUGGUGAUGAAAUUCAUCAAAAUGGAGAUACUCAGAUAUUCGACAAUACGUGCAAUAGAAAACUUCAAAUAGCUUCUGCUUUGAGUUUACUGCCACAAGAUAUUCCAAGUUCCAUAGAUACAGCAGAUACUUUUCAUACAGCUGCAGCUGAUUCUCCUGAACUUCGAAUUCCUGAAUUCGAAGAUUCAGAAAUAAAAGAAUCACAGGAAUCAUCAAAUGAGAGGCAAAAGGAAUUAGAAAAAGUUUCGCCAGAAGUUCACUUGGAGAAUAAUAGGGCUAAAAUAUGUGAAGCAGAAAGCAGAAGUUUGGUAAAUUUGAAUAGAAAAUCUUCAAUAGAUACAAUUAAAUCAGAACAAUGUAACGGCACUGUUAGUGAAAAAACGGAAUCAAAAUCUCCAACAAAUUCUAUUACGGAGGAAGAUAUUCCUGAAGAUUCGUUGGACUCGCCAGUGCAACAAAAUCCAGCAAUGAAACGAUUGAACCAAAGAAUCGCUCGUCAACGAAUGAUGGUGAUGAGGUGUCUAGAAGCCAAUACGCCUUCUAAAGAAGAUUUAAACAGACAAAUUGCAAUCUUACAAGAUCUUCAAAAGCAACAAAUUGAAUUAGAAGUUUCAUUAUUAGAAGAUGAACGAAAGAAUCUCAAGCAACAAUCUAAGUCACAGUGCAAUGAUAGAUUGUUAGCUAGUGAUAUAAAUGAUCGUACACAAAGUGUAGAAACUAUAACGUGCGGUGAUAUUGAGUCCACGACUAAUUCGGCUACGUUAUUAACCUUGGCUACAACGCGAUCUCCAAUUCUCAGGAAUCACAGGCCUAAUACUAAUGAGGAGAAUUUGUCGGAAUCAGUUGCACCUCGAAUAUCAUCAGGAAGAGGAUAUUCAACAGUAUAUUUAACAAGUCAAAAUCGAGGUGAUCGUUUGAGUAGUCCAUAUUCCUUAACAAUCACGAGGUCUCUACCAUCUUUGAUAGCAAAUGAUGCCGACUACGACAGUGUUAUUAACGUAAUCGUUAGUAUACCUUCUUAUGUAAUACGCGGAGCCGGCACAUCCAGUCAUUACGAAUAUGAAGUACGUGUUGUGGCUCAGGAUGAUAGCUGGACGCUUUUACGUAGAUACAGAAGAUUUCGAGAGUUAUAUAUUUCUAUGCGACAGAAAUAUGGUAGCAAGGUAGCGGCAAUACGCUUUCCACCUCGUCAAGUUUUCCCAAGAUAUGAAGUUGUGGCACGGCAACGUAGAAAACGAUUAGAAGAAUAUUUACGACGACUGAUUCAAGUCUGCUCAGAAUUGCCGCACUGUGAAUCUCUUUACAAGUACAACGGCAACUUAAGCAACAUAGAUAAGCAAUCACUGCUAGAAUUUAGUUCGUUCUUCAGACGUGGAACGUUCGAAAGCAGCAAAUAUGGAACAAGUUAAACAAUUAAGAAAAAAGCACACAUGAUUCUCUCGGAGAAGAAUGAACAAAUUCAAGUGGACGCAUAGGAAAUAUUUAUAAUUUGUUAUGUAUUUUUUAUAUCAAUGAACUGGAAAAAAGCUAAAGUGGGGAAAAUAUUAGCAAAAUAUAAUUACCACUUUUUACAGUUAUUACUAUAUAUUUACCAAAAUAUGUCUCCAAAAGUUUAUUGUUUAUAAGACUGAUAUAUAUCAUAUAUUUGAUAUUUGUUUUAUUCUUAUCUUUAGAGAAUAGAAAAAAAUAUUUUGCAACUUAUAUUUAAAUAAGGAAUUAGCGAAUCUUCAAAUUAUUAGAUUCUAUUAGAAAGAUAAUAAGAAAGAUAUUGCUUAUUAAAGUGAUAUUGCUAAAAUUAUGUAUGAUUACUUGUUACGAGUUGCAAAUAUUUUCCUAAUGUUUUUCUCCCGUUAGAAUUUUACAAUUUUCCAAGUGUACCUUUUUUGUUUCUCUAGCGAAUUGUUAAUUUCAUUGAAAUUCGCGUCUAUUGCUAAUAAAUAUAAAGUUAGAUCAGUAUUGUUACAAAAUACGCACGAUAUAGGGAUAAUUUGUUGUGCGCACAAUCACAAUGACCAUGAUCGAGCGUUUAUGCUCGUGAUAAUAAUUAGAUUUCACAAAUGAUCGCGUUUAUUUUUUUGUCGAAAAGCGUCUUUUACACGUCGUGAUUGAAAACUGACUGGAUAUUAGAAGGAAUAAAAGAAAAAAGUAAAAUGAACUUCCUCCUAGUAUGUAGUUAUAAACUUAUGAAUUAUCAUAAUUUUACGAAGUGCAAAUAAUAUCAUAUCGCUGUUAAAAAUCUUCCGCGUGUGCGUGCGCGCGGUUUCGGGGAUUUAUAUAUAAUAUAUAUAUAUAUAUAUUGUAUAUACAUAUAUACUGCAUUUCGCGGCGAAGUUUGUAAAGAAGAAAAAAAAACAGCAAUGUUAAAGUUGACUUGGAAUCGUUAUGUAAUGCUUAUGGCAAUGAAAGAAUUGUUAGUAAAUGCUAACUUUGAUAUUAUUGAUUAUUCUCGGCAAAAUGUUUCCACUCUAUUUAUGAAACUGCUUCUUGAUAAAAAAAAAAAGAUAUAUGCUUUUCAAAUUCGAGAAUUCUCUUAUUAUAGUAAAAAACAAAAAAACAAAAAAACAAAAAAAACAAUCGCAUUUUUCCAUUAUACGAUCAGAUCAUUUUGCCUUGAAUUUUCUGAGUAACAAGAAUGUUAUUAACAAAGCUUAUACUUAAAUCCUUGUUGUUUAGUAUUGGAUGAAAUUUAUAGCAAUACGUAUUGUCAUUGAAAUGAAUAAUCAAAUUUGUGAUUGAUAAUGAAUGACACGUAUUUCAUGGCUGUGUAUAAACGGAUUUCAAACCCCGAGGAAUUGUCCUGAACGGCUAGUGGUACUAGUAAUUCAUAGCCGGUCUAUACAUUUAGCAAAUUAUUUAGACAAACAUUAUACCUCAUCUUUCAUACAAUUUCCGAAAAAAAAAAAUAAUUAUAAAUCGCUUUUUUUUAUACUCGAUCUAUGUUCUCUAAAUGUAAAAACACAUAAUAAAUUGUUAUAGCUCGACUAA